AUGUACUAUGGACAGCAGGGCAAGGUAGACGCAAUUAAAGCAACCAAACUGCCUGAUGGAAGUGACGGUCACCUAUCAGCAGCGAAGGUACAUACAGACCGGUUGCUCAGAGAGUGUAAGAGAUACCACUCGAAUGCAUAUCAAGCAACGAACACGGCGGCACAUAGCCAAACACUGAGUACUGUACCCCCAAUCGACAAGCAUCCCAAACCAGACAGUAGUAUACCCAGACAGCUCAAUGUAAUGGGACAACCCGAAGAGAAAAUGGAGCGCGCGGGGCACGUGCUCGUCCCUAUUGCAAGGUGUCACCAGCCCCAUAUCGCUUUAGGCAAUGUCCAAUGA
Sphaeroforma arctica JP610 is the source of this 342-nucleotide messenger RNA. RefSeq lists its product as hypothetical. The transcript has 2 exons. NCBI's taxonomy places the organism in Eukaryota, Ichthyosporea, Ichthyophonida. The record is from RefSeq and is a predicted model, not a curated record. Bases 1 to 342 code for a protein of 113 amino acids.